This is a messenger RNA of Haliotis rubra (blacklip abalone), 1900 nucleotides long. Its product is annotated as cell wall protein DAN4-like. Bases 257 to 1588 code for a protein of 443 amino acids. The transcript is spliced from 4 exons. Lineage: Eukaryota; Metazoa; Mollusca; Gastropoda; Lepetellida; Haliotidae. The record is from RefSeq and is a predicted model, not a curated record.
AGAAAUAAGACUUGAGUCUGCUUUUAAAUGUUGUCACAUUGGGAGCAAGUUUAAUGUGGUCUGGAGGUUGAUUCCACAGUGUUGUAUCUGUCUAUCACUUAUCAGAGAUGUUUGAAACGGGAUUAUUUUGAAAUUUAGCAAUUUAUAUUGUACUUUCUAUAGGUUUAAACUUCACUGAAUCUAAUUUGUAGAUACGUCAUAAGUGUGACAUUAUGUAACUUUUGCAGUUGAACUUCUAAUUCAAAACGUUUUUCAAAUGUGUUGUAUAAGAAAAGCAAGAUUUAUGAAUGUCAGUUUCUUUAUUGUGAAAAAGCACACACUCCGAAGCGUUUUGUUAUUCACAAUAAAGAAGUUGACAUCCAUAAAUCUUGCUUUUCUUAUGCAUUCCACUUCUAAGUGCCCCAAAAGAUUUGAAUUUGUUGUAGUGAUUGGGAUGUGUCGUGAGGGGAUCCAGCAAGGCACGAGGAUGUAUUUGGACUCCACACUGUUUUCGGGAGACUUCUCCAGAUGUUCUUGUAGUCUUAGUGUUGUCAGCGCUGCUGGUGGGUCCGUGGACAUCUACCCUACAACUAUAGACCAUUCCAACUGCAAAGUCAGCAUGGACAUUGACGUCCUCAAAUACAGUCUGGAUUGUCACAGAAACGAUGAUCAGGCGCAAUCAUUUCUUCAUAGUUCCGACAGUUUAAGUUUGGACAUUUCCGGUGAAGGUGCUGCAAGAUAUUGCUUACUGAUUCAAACGAAAGCUACAGAGGUAAGGUUGCAGCUUCAGUGUUUUCCUGGAAGGCCUGUUGGGUCCGAAAAUAUGACAACAUCCACGACUACAUAUACGUCAGAAACACCAUAUGUUACAACGGAAGUAGCAUCCACCCCGACGCCUACACCAUCCACAACAACGUCCACAACUACUAUAACAUCCGCAACUUUCUCGACAACGGAGUCACCGGAAACAACAAGCCGACCGACAUCAGCAACGACAAGUAGGACAACUACCGUCACGUCAGCCGUACCAUCAACGUCGCCAACAGAGAUAACUGCAGCACCAGUAACAUCUCAGACUACGACGACCACGAUGAUUUCUGAUAGUAGUAGUACAGAAAACAUAACUGUAAUUGAUGACAAGCAUGCAACACUACAGACUUUUCCUGUGUUGGAAGUUACUGCCGGGGUGUCUGCAGGAGCUGUGGUACUGCUGGUGAUCGUCGCCAUCUUACUCUGCAACAGAUGUCAAAAGAAUCAUCGUGGUGAUGAGGAAGACGAACGGAAGCAGCCAAUAGCGGGCUACGCUAACUCGGAAUAUGCAUCCUCAAAUGUGGCAGUGCUGAACCCUUUAUACAGCGAAGGCACAGAGGAAGAGCUUUCUCCAGAACCUGGAUCGAUUCCCGAGGAACAAGAAUAUGACGAAUCCUCAUCUUCUUCAGAGGGUCCGCCCAGCCAAUCUGUUGAUCAGGCAGUUACUGAAGUACACACACAACAGGUGGAACUGACCUAUGCCUUGGUCAAUAAACCAGGCAGUGGCUUUUCUGACUGUUCGAUGGCACCUGACACCAGGAAGAUAGAAGGUUCUGUGUGUGGGCUUUACAGAUUGUGAAUGUUUUGUGAUACAAGUGGAAUUUGGACUCUUCAGUGCGGAUGGGAAAUAUUUCAACAAGCGAUUUGAGACCUUCCGUGAAGACCAUGGUAUAUUUAUGACAUAUAUUUGUCGCACUAAUUCAGAGUAUCAAUAAAAUAGAGGUCCUGUUGUAACUCAUGCUACCAUUGAGAGCAAAUUUAAAUUUAAAACCCUGUGUCCUUGAAUACUAAUAACUAAUAUUUUUAUUUACUUCCUAACGCCUUGUUGAGUGUAUGUUACACAUAUUCAUUGCCUACUUGCCGUCCCUCUAUAGAAACUGAAGCAUGUUCA